AUGCCGGGUGAGCCGGGGAUCGGGGCUCAGAAACCUUGCCGCCGCCCGAUCGCGCCUCCGCCCCGCCUCGGUCUCGUACCCACCUGGAAGCCGCGCGGCUACCGCCUCGCCUCGGCGCGCUCACCUAGGCUGCCGGCGUUGGCCCUCCGGCAGGCGCUUUUCUCUCGCCGCGCGGCCCCCGCCCCCGGCUCUCCGGCCCCGCCCGUCCCCAGCUCCCCGCUCCUCCCCUGCGCCCCCCUCCCAAAGACGGCUGGAGCCCGCGGCAGGGCGGCUCAGGGAGUGUCGCCAAAGUGCCGGUCUGGCCCGUCGCUCUCUCAGCCCCACCCCCUGCCCGAACCAGGGUCCCACCCUAGGGAGCGUCUCAAAAGUGCGCAGCUCCAGCCCACUCCACCAGGCCUUACUCCCAGCUUCCUGCAUCCCUGCUCCCUGCCCCCUCCCCCUGAGCGCCAGAGCAAUUUCAGCAGAUGGCCGCACGGGCUGCUUGUGGGCUUGUGCCCUGAAGGCUGGAACUGGACGCUGCCACACAAGACCUGCCUGCUCUGCCAGUGCCCACGGAGGCGCACUCCCAGGCAACCAGGGACAGCCCCCUCCCUAUCACUUCUCUUGAUGGUGUUUAGUGGCGCCCUCCUAUGGGCUGCGUCCCUCCCCCAUCUGGUAUUGGGAACAGGGACCUUCACCGUGGGGGUGCUGGGUCCCUGGGACUGUGACCUCACCUUUGCUCAGGCCCUCCCAAAUGUAGCUGCCCAGCUGGCUGUAGAUGGAGUCAACCAGGACCCUUCAUUGUCACUGGGCUCACAGCUGGCGUCUGGCGUCCUCCCCACAGGCUGCAACACCUCUCAUGCCCUGGCCACAUUCCUAGCCCACAAGAACGCUGUGGCUGCUUUUGUGGGCCCUGUCGAUCCUGGUUACUACCCAGCAGCAGCUCUACUGGCUUACAGCUGGGGCAAGACCCUCUUCUCCUGGGCAUGUGAGGCUCCAGAUGGUGGAGGUGAAUUGGUGCCCAGCUUGCCUUCUGCUGCCCAUGUGCUACUGUCUGUCAUGAGACACUUUGGCUGGGCUCACUCAGAGAUUGUGUCCUCCCACCAGGGCAUCUGGGUGGCCACAGCCCAGCAGCUGGCCGCAACUAUCAGGACACAUGGGCUACCUGUGGGGCUGGUGACCUCUCUGGGACCUGGGGAUCAGGGGGCCCCAGAAGUCUUAAAGCAGCUCUGCAGCAUGGAUGGCCUGAAAAUUGUGGUGCUGUGCAUGCACUCUGCAUCGGGGGGCUUGGAGACUGCCCUGCUGGGCCACGCUGAUGCCCAGGGCCUGGCAGAUGGAAGGCUGGUCUUCCUGCCCUAUGAUACGCUCCUCUUUGCCCUGCCCUACCACAACCGCUCCUACCCCAUCCUGGGUGUCAGCGGCCCCCUGCGGAAGGCCUCUGACACGGUGCUUACUGUCAGCCUGGAGUCCAGCCCUGAAAAUGAGGCUUUUGCUGCUGCUGCUGCUGGGUUGGGUAGAGAAGUAGCUGCCCACCUGAAGCCAGAGCAGGUGUCCCCACUCUUUGGAACCAUCUAUGAUGCUGUUGUCCUAUUGGCCCAUACCCUGAGCCGCUCUGAAAGCAAGGGGGCAGGGUUCUCAGGAACUCACCUAGGGGACCAUAUAGGGGCUCUUGAUGUGGCAGGAUUUAGCCAGAGGAUCUGGACCAAUGAGAAGGGUAGGAGGCUGGCCCAGUAUGUCAUCUUGGACACCGAUGGUCAAGGAAGCCAGUUGGUCCCCACCAACAUUCUGGACACAGCCACAUAGAAAGUGAAGCCCCUGAGCAAGGCCAUACAUUUUCCAGGAGGGGCUCCUCCAGCCCAUGACUCCAGCUGCUGGUUCGACCCCAAUACCCUGUGUAUGAGAGGUACACAGCCCCUGAGCAGCCUCCUGGCUCUGGCCCUGACCUGUGGCCUGAUGCUAGCUGGUGGGGCCCUCAUUGUCUCUGUCAGACUGGGCAUCCGGCAGCUGCAGCUGGUGUGGUGCCCCCACCAGGUCCUGUUGACCACCCAGGAGCUCACCUUCCUCCGCAGGCCCCCAAGCUGUAGGGCAGGUGGGGUAGAGCUGGGCUGUGAAUCAAGAAGCAUGGAUGAUGGCGGGAGCCUGGGGUCAGUGGCCCAGGGGUCAGCAAGAAGCCCGCCAGCCCCCCAGGAGGCCAGCAACAUAGCGUUAUACCAGGGAGACUGGGUUUGGCUGAAGAAGUGUGAAGCAGGUACAGCUCCUCAGCUGCACCCCAGCUGCCUCGGCCUCCUGAGAAAGAUGAGAGAGAUGCAUCAUGAGAAUGUCACCACCUGCCUGGGCUUUUUUGUGGUUCCUGAGGUCAGUGCUCUGGUGCUAGAUAGCCUAAAGGACCUGCUACAAAACAAGGCUCUGUGGCAAGACUGGACCUUCAAGGCCUCCCUACUUCUGGAUUUGAUCCAAGGCGUGCAGUAUCUGCACCAUUGACACCUCCUGCAUGGCUGCCUCAAGUCCCUGAACUGUGUAGUGGAUUGUUACUUCGUGCUCAAGGUCACUGACUAUGGCUAUGCUGAGCUCUUGGAUGCCCAGCAGUUGCCUGGACCCCAGCCUGCCCCAGAAGAGCUGCUGUGGACAGCUCCUGAGCUGCUGAGAGGCCCCAGGAGCCCAGGGGACGUCUUCAGCAUGGGCAUCAUUUUUCAGGAGGUGCUGACCCAAAGUCCACCCUACUCCUCCUUGGGGCUCUCAGCAGAAGAAAUCAUCGGGAAGGUGGCUUCUCCCCCUCCUCUGUGCUGGCCACUGGUGUCCCCUGACCACGGGCCACACGUGUGCAUCCAGCUGAUGAAGCAAUGUUGGGAAGAGGCUCCUGAGAACAGAACAACCCUGGACCAGAUCUACACCCAGUUCAAAAGCAUCAACCAAGGUAAGAAGACCAGUGUUGCCGACUCCAUGCUGUGGAUGCUACAGAAGUAUUCCCAGAGCCUGGAGGACCUGGUCCAGGAGAGGACAGAGGAGCUGGAGCUGGAGAGGUGGAAGACAGAGAGGCUGCUCUCGCAGAUGCUUCCCCCGUCUGUUGCCGAAGCUCUGAAGAUGGCAACUGUGGAGCCAGAGUAUUUUGACCAGGUUACCAUAUACUUCAGUGAUAUUGUGGGUUUCACUACCAUCUCAGCCCUGAGUGAACCCAUUGAAGUGGUGGGCUUGCUCAAUGACCUCUAUACAUUAUACGAUGCUAUUCUGCGCAACUAUGAUGUAUAUAAGGUUGAGACCAUUGGAGACACCUACAUGGUAGCUUCGGGGUUGCCCCAGCGCAACGGGAGCCGGCACGCAGCUGAGAUCGCCUACAUGGCCCUGGACAUCCUCAGCUCUGUGGGUGACUUCCGGGUGAGGCACGCACCCAGUGUACCCAUUCACAUCAGGAUUGGGCUGCACUCAGGGCCUUGCAUGGCAGGGGCCGUGGGGGUACCACGGUACUGCCUGUUUGGAGACACUGUCAACACUGCAUCCCGGAUGGAGUCCACAGGAUUGCCCUACAGAAUCCACAUGAGCCGAAGCACCGUUCAAGCCCUGCUCAGCCUUGAUGAAGGCUACAAAAUUGAUGUCAGAGGUCAGACGGAGCUGAAAGGGAAGGACGUGGAGGAGACCUACUGGCUGGUGGGGAAAGCAGGCUUCCCCAGGCCCCUGCCCACACCCCUGCACAUCAAACCUGUAGACCCCUGGCAGGACCUCAUAAACCAAGAAAUCAAGGCAGCCUUCGCCAAAGCUCGCCAGGGCUCAAGUGGGCCCCAGAGUUCAGGCAAAGCCCCAGCCCCGCACUGA
Messenger RNA from Chinchilla lanigera (long-tailed chinchilla), 3786 nucleotides. RefSeq names its product olfactory guanylyl cyclase GC-D-like. Gene Ontology annotation, molecular function: peptide receptor activity; ATP binding; guanylate cyclase activity. Lineage: Eukaryota; Metazoa; Chordata; Mammalia; Rodentia; Chinchillidae. The record is from RefSeq and is a predicted model, not a curated record. Gene Ontology annotation, biological process: intracellular signal transduction; receptor guanylyl cyclase signaling pathway; cGMP biosynthetic process.